This is a messenger RNA of Portunus trituberculatus (swimming crab), 2479 nucleotides long. RefSeq names its product tubulin beta chain-like. Gene Ontology annotation, biological process: microtubule cytoskeleton organization; mitotic cell cycle. The record is from RefSeq and is a predicted model, not a curated record. Lineage: Eukaryota; Metazoa; Arthropoda; Malacostraca; Decapoda; Portunidae. Gene Ontology annotation, molecular function: GTPase activity; GTP binding; structural constituent of cytoskeleton. Gene Ontology annotation, cellular component: microtubule; cytoplasm. Bases 374 to 1495 code for a protein of 373 amino acids. The transcript has 7 exons.
CAAAUUACACCAAACACACAUACACACACACACACACACACACACACACCUCGCAUGACACUCACCUCACAUGCAUGACAGGUAACUAUUGCAUGACGCCUCAGCACACCCCCACCACUCCCAACAGGCACCCCUCACCCCACAGCCCACAGCCCACACCCCAGUCAGUGACCCGGAGGUGCUGACGAUGCGGUAAUAAGGUCACUGCCCAGCACAGCACUCAACACUUCACUCAGCACGGGAGGUCAGGAGUCAGCGUUGUCAUGUCGCCUCGCUGUGCUGACUUUAUGCCUCCUGCAGCACAAGACACGCCCAGCACCAGAGAGGGAAGUAUGUGCCCCGCUGCGUGUUGGUUGACCUGGAGCCCGGGACCAUGGACUCCGUGAGGGCAGGACCACUGGGACACCUCUUCAAGCCCGACAACUUCGUAUUCGGCCAGAGCGGGGCAGGAAACAACUGGGCCAAGGGUCACUACACAGAGGGCGCCGAGCUGGUGGACUCAGUGAUCGAGAUGGUGCGUAAUGAGUCCGAAAACUGCGACUGUCUUCAAGGGUUUCAGCUGACGCACUCUCUCGGGGGCGGCACGGGGUCUGGCAUGGGCACGCUGCUCAUCUCACGCAUCAGGGAGGAGUACCCAGACAGGAUCAUGAACACCUUCUCCGUCAUGCCCAGUCCCAAGGUCUCGGACACUGUGGUGGAGCCUUACAACGCCACUCUGUCAGUCCAUCAGCUGGUCGAGAACACGGACGAGACUUACUGCAUUGACAACGAGGCUCUAUAUGACAUCUGCUUCAGGACACUCAAGCUCUCUACGCCCACUUACGGGGACCUCAACCACCUCGUGUCCCUUACCAUGUCCGGAGUCACCACCUGCUUGCGUUUCCCGGGCCAACUGAACGCGGAUCUGCGCAAACUAGCUGUAAACAUGGUCCCCUUCCCUCGCCUUCACUUCUUCAUGCCUGGCUUCACUCCACUCACCGCCAGAGGGUCCCAACAGUUCCAGAAGAUGUCAGUCCCGGAGCUCACCACGCAGAUGUUUGACGCGAGGAACAUGAUGGCAGCCUGCGACCCCCGCCACGGCCGCUACCUCACCGUCGCCACCAUCUUCAGGGGCCGCAUGUCAAUGAAGGAGGUGGACGAGCAGAUGCUGAGUGUCCAGAACAAAAACUCAGCCUAUUUCGUGGAAUGGAUACCUAACAAUGUGAAGACAGCCGUGUGUGAUAUUCCGCCAAGGGGGAUGAAAAUGGCCGCUACCUUCAUUGGGAACUCCACCGCCAUCCAGGAGCUGUUCAAGCGCAUCUCAGAGCAGUUCACCGCCAUGUUCCGCCGCAAAGCUUUCCUGCACUGGUACACGGGCGAGGGCAUGGACGAUAUGGAGUUCACGGAGGCGGAGAGCAACAUGAACGACCUGGUGAGCGAGUACCAGCAAUACCAAGACGCCACCACUGAUGACUACGAGGACGAGGACGAAGAAGAGGAGCCGGAAUACGCUUAGUUGGUAACAGUGUCGGAUUCGAAUAAGGUGUUAAGACGCUUUUAGAAGAUACGACACGAUGCACUGAAGAUUCCGACUACUAGAUACUACUACUACUACUACUACUACUACUACUACUACUACUACUACUACUACUACUACUAUGAACAGGCUCCAGGGAAGUCAUGUAGGCUGGUUUUCAUGAUCCUAGUAAUGAUUCAGGAAGGAUUUAACACUUUUAAAUAGGCUCUAGUGGAAGUUGUAAGGAUUUUCUAGGCUGUUUCCAAUACCACAAUAUGAAAAGGCUCUAGUUAGUAUCGUUAAGGAUAUUUUCACACCUCAAGGCUUUUAACUGGCUCUGGAGAAAGUUGUAAGGGUUUUAAGAGUGUUUUUAUGACCUUAGCAAAUAGUUUAAGGAUUCUACGUCGCUAGUGGAAGGGAAACACACACAGAGAACAUGAUUGACAUUUUCUACGGCCUCUGAAAGCACUCUAACUCAGGCGCCUCCGAAAGCAGCUCAAGAGGGGGUUUUCAAGGGCGUUUCCAUAGUGUCCUGUGGUUCUUGUCAAGUUCCCGCGGCUUGUAUUGCAGCAGGAAGGAUACACAGACUAAUAACUUUCCCUGAUCGUGUGUGUAAUGUGUAAUAGAAAAUGUGAUUGAAUUCGUAACUCGUUUUCUAAGUCGUGUCUUCUAUGGGGGUCUUAAGAAUAUGUUUGCUUUGUGUUUGGCGUUCCUUCAGCAGGCAGCAGACAGCAGGUGGUACAGUACAGACACUUUGCAGACAGCAGGUAACAGACAGACAGACGGACAACUAGAUGAAAACAGCACGUAAUCAACUAAACAGCAGGCCAGAAAAGACAAUAUACGAGAAGGAACAGACAGACAGAUAAACAGACAGAAACACACACACACACACACACACACACACACACACACACACAGACGUCGCACAAGUUGGAACAUGAAGUGAAAAUUAUAAAAUUGAAUAAAACUUGAUGAACCAAC